AUGCCGACUCCAGAGCUCUGUGUUAUCAACAACCGAUUGUUCUGGAUCUUCGGCUCUUUAGUUGCAUUUUACAUUCCCAUGCUCACAAUGGUGGUCUCCUUUGCACUAACAGUGCAGUUGCUGAAAAGACAGGCGAGGUUGGCUGCCACACCUGUACCUGGUGGAACUCAAAGAAGGCAAUGCGGAGGUUUUGAUCAACCAAAUCAAGGCAUGCGACGGGUAGGAGUGAGAAGUUCUCCGGAUCUGUCACCUAAUAGAACAGUGACAAGGCAGCUCACUUGGAGAAUAACUAGUACAACCAGAUCACAGAGCAACAAAAUUGGUAUGAGCGUCUCCCAUCCUCACCUAAGCUUCGUGAACGGCUGUGGCGGUCCCGGGUCCGGAGCCAGGCGCGGUCGCGAUGUUGCUACUCAAACACCAAUUAGUGUAGCAGCUGAGACUAGACGAGCAAGAUUAAGACCUUUAAAAUUUAAUCUGGCUACUCCAAAUGCUUUGUCUUUGAGGUACAUGAACGGCUGCAGAGGUAAAGGAUGCUAUGUGUCAAGACGAAGGCGCGAUGUGUCUACUCAAACACCUACUUGUGUACUGGAGGAGACUAGACGAGCAAGGAACACAAUAUUAAAAUUGAACUUAGCUGCUCCAAAUGCUUUGAGGUUUUUAGCUAAUCGCAAGAAAGACAGAUCUCUAUCGGCAAAUGCAGUGGCGAACGAACAAAAAGCAACCAAGGUCUUGGGACUUGUAUUUUUCACUUUUGUAUUAUGCUGGGCACCAUUUUUUCUACUUAAUAUACUGUUUGCAGCAUGUCCUGCGUGUAUAGUACCAGAGCAUGUCGUUGACAUCUGCCUUUGGCUGGGAUAUGUGUCUUCCACCAUCAACCCUAUUAUCUACACGGUGUUCAACAGAACAUUCAGAGCAGCAUUCCUUAGACUCCUAAGGUGUCACUGUACCAGACGCGGCCGCUGCACACGUUAUCAUUCAGUUACUUCUACGAGAGGAGCCUCCCAACUCUGCGCGAGAUCAGCACUGCCUCUAGCCAUAUCAUUGAGACCUUCGGGAAUGCCGUCAUCUUCGCCAGCAAUUCCAGACACCACUGAAACAGUAUUAAUGGACCCACCUAUAGGAGAGUUUAAUAUUAGGUAUUAA
Messenger RNA from Arctia plantaginis, 1143 nucleotides. The record is from the annotation of a GenBank genome assembly. Lineage: Eukaryota; Metazoa; Arthropoda; Insecta; Lepidoptera; Erebidae.